CGAUUCUGCAAUUAGGAAUCCUUCCUUCCAGAAAAUCGUAACCCCAAAACAAAACCAUCUCAAAAAUCCUCCCGUUCCUGUAUCUGUAGCAAUCAAUUGGAUUCCUUGGGCCGUUGGGGAAAGGAAGAUUGGAAGCAAAACAACACGGCAAAGACGCAAUCAUCCUAAAAGAGGAAGGAAGGAAGGAAGGAUGGAAAAAGCAGACAUAGAGAAAAAAAGGAUGGAGGGAGGGGAGGAUCGCAUCUCGGUGUUGCCAGAGGUAAUCAUUCACAAAAUCAUGGAUUACCUCCCCACAAAAGCUCUAGUUCAAACCUGCACCCUCUCCAAAACAUGGUACACUCUCCAGCAAUCUUACCCUUGCCUCCAUUUUAAUCUCGAUGACUUUAGUUCCUCGGGGUUUGAGCAUUUUGGAGAAUCCGUUUACAAUUCAUUAAAUCGAUUCCAAGGGAAAGGGCUUUCUUUGCAGAGAGUUGAAAUAAUAGUUGAUCAAGAUGAAGGUGUUGGUCAUGUUGAUAGCAAUGAGCUUUGCAAACAUGCACCUAGUUGGAUAGAAUUAGCACUAGAUGUUGGGGUAAAAGAAUUAGUUGUCUACCUUGGUCACAAGUCAUAUACCUUUGACUUCUGGCCAGUUUCGAAUUUCACCAAGUGUUAUUCCAGAACAUUAGCUUGUUUGAGUGUUGCUGGUUUUAUUCUAGAGAAGCCAGUUUCGAAUUUCCCCCAGUGUUAUUCCAAAACAUUAGCUUGUUUGAGUGUUGCUGGUUUUAUUCUAGAGAAGCCAGUUUCAUCUAUAUUUGGAAAAUUUGAGUCCCUUGCUAAGCUGGUUUUGUAUAACUGCGAGAUUAAGGGUUCUGCAGUUUUAAAACUCACCACCCACUUCCCUUUGCUUGAAAAUUUAGAUAUUAUUGACUGUUUUGGUUUUGAGAGUGUCAGUGUCUCUAACCUCACCAGAAUGAAGAAUCUUAAAGUUUUGGCAUGGGGAGGUCGUCCCGUGAGCAUUGAAGUUGCAGCUCCAAGUCUUGAAAUUUUGUGCUUAGAAAGUAAGACAAUCAGCAUGUGUGGGUGUCAUAAUUUAACUUUCUUAUUGCUGCAUGAUGUAGUAUUAUCAGAAAAGGAGCUUUAUUGCAUUCUUUCUGAACUUCCUGUGCUUGAGAAUUUGAGCCUUGUUGGAUGCUGUUGUCAAGUGGUUAAGAUUUGCAGCCAACGUCUCAAGACUUUAAUUUUAGAGGACUCUUUUGUGAUGACCAUUGAACUUGUAACUCCAUCUUUGAAUACCUUUAUCCUUGGAUGUGGGGAUGGGGACUGGCCUUUGAUCAACAUAGUUGACCGUCAUUGUUUGAACAACUUGUUGUUGCAUCAUACAAGAAUUACAGACCAAGAGCUUCUUGACUUCAUUUCUGAACUUCCACAAUUGGAGUAUUUGUGGAUUUCUGAAUGCAGUGAGCUAGAAAGAGUGAAGAUCUCUGGUCAAAAUUUGAAGAGACUAUGCAUAACUGGAGGUUUGAUGUUGAAAUUGGAAUCUAUAGAGGUUGAUACUCCAAACUUAUGUUCAUUUUGUGUCACAAAUAUUCCAAUAUCAAGUUCUUCAAUAGUUGUACGUCAACCGGCUGUUAGAUUUGAGGAAAGAUGCAGAAGUGAAGAAGCAUUUUGGGCUGGUAAAUUGGGGGAAAUGCUACAUUUUUACCUUGAAGUUAGUGAUGCUGCAGUUAUUGACAUUCUCACUUCCAUAUUAUUAGAGAUGGUUUGUGGUGAUGUGUCAUGGGAUUUCUUUGAGUGCAAUCCUGGGAUCUAUAUUCACACAAGCAGUGGUGGAUUCAACUAUGAGCUUGGGAGACGAACAAAGUAUCAAGUAUCAAGCAACAAGCAGCAAGGAGGACGAGGGUUCAAUGGGGGAAAACUGAAGUGGUGCUCUGAGACUUGACAAGAAACUAUUCAUGGGGGAGAUUAGGUUGUGACUCGGAAUACCAGAAAUGUAUGUGGUUUACUAUGCCUCCAAAUUCGAGUUGUUUUGUACUCAAAACAUUGAUGUAGAGUGCCAUUGUGUUAAGGACCCUAGGUUUAAUUGUUCUGCCAAUUAACUUCAGCAUUACUCUCAUUUGCCUGAACUUGUGUAGAUUGUAAUUACUGUUGAUUGUGUACAACGAGAGGAGAAAUACCCCUUCUGUACAGGGUAAAGAAACACGAGAGGAGGUUCAACCCUACUCUUUCUUUAAAUCACAAGGGAAAACUUCAAGUUGAUGACUUGAUGCAGCUCCAUUCAGGCUGUGGUAAUUUAUGAUAUU
Messenger RNA from Rubroshorea leprosula, 2279 nucleotides. NCBI's taxonomy places the organism in Eukaryota, Viridiplantae, Streptophyta, Magnoliopsida, Malvales, Dipterocarpaceae. The record is from the annotation of a GenBank genome assembly.